Hypoxylon fragiforme is the source of this 1951-nucleotide messenger RNA. Its product is annotated as DUF636 domain protein. NCBI's taxonomy places the organism in Eukaryota, Fungi, Ascomycota, Sordariomycetes, Xylariales, Hypoxylaceae. Gene Ontology annotation, molecular function: carbon-sulfur lyase activity. The coding region runs from base 527 to 1717 and encodes 396 amino acids. The transcript has 2 exons. The record is from RefSeq and is a predicted model, not a curated record.
CUAGGUACCUAGGGAGCCUGGAAUAACCCGCAUUCUAGGCACCCAAUACAAAUAAGCGGAUCUUACUGCAUGUUGCAUACGAUGUGCAUGCUUCUGCAGCUUUAGCACCGCGACAUCCCGUGCCGUUGGCGCACGAGUAAUAGACGUAUACCUACCUACCUAUUCCCCAGUAUUAAAAACCCUUCUUUCAACGUUGAGGCCAUCGAUGUAUAGUUAUUCCAACGCACCAACUAGGUUACCAUCUCCUUUCAGACCUCAAGUUCCGAGGCAGGGGAACUAGAACUAAAUAGAGACCGUCUCUUGAACUACCUACCUACUAGGUAGUAAUCAUCAGAGCGGAGUGGCCGUUAUAAGAAUUUAGGAUGAAAUAUGUAGUGGGUAAGGUAGCUGAAACCCCCCCGUUCCCACACGCUCAUCACUAGAUGAAAAGGGUAUAGAGGUUUUUGUGUGUAAGCUGGACACGACAUACUCCACACGUCCACGUCCACGGGUAUAGGAUAUAACUCCGCCGAUCAUCCAUAUAACCAUGGCGAACACGUCCGACCUCCCCGCGGUCGUCAUCCCCUUCUACAACCGGGACAAGGUGAUCCCUCCGGAGCCCCAGGAGAAGCAAACCUUCCACGCGCGCUGCCACUGCGGCAACGUGGAGUUCGACCUGACCAUCCCGACCGCCAUCCUCCCGCUCAACGCCUACAUAUGCAGCUGCAGCUCGUGCCGGUACACGCGCGGCGCCCUCUGCAGCCUGCACGUCGCGCUACCACAAACAAUCUCCCCGGAGUGGACGAACGGGCGCAUCAACGUGUCCGUGCACAAGAGCCCCGGCUCCGGCGCCGGCGGCCACGGCCAGCGGCUCUUCUGCCCGACGUGCGGGGUGAGGGUCGGGCUGUUCGAGCCGCGCAUGGCGCAGUGGGUCGUCAGCACCUCGCUCUUCCGCGACACCACAGCCGGCCCCCUCUUCUGGUCGGUCACCUGCUUCGGCUUCUACAAGUCCCCCCGCGACGGUGGCCUGCUCUCCUGGCUCCCCGACGGCGUCGGCGGUAAGCCGUUACAUCUCGGCACCGUGCCGUACGACUUCCCGCCCGACGAGGCGCUAUCUAUCCGCCCCGACGGCACGGAGUGGUUAUGCGUUGCCUGCUUUUGUGGGGGCGUCGCGUUUGAGAUCCCGAGGCCGGCGGAGGCGGUUAGGGGGGAUCCGCACAUGGCGCGGUGCGUGGCCCCGCCACUGGAGAAGGAUAACGAUGAGGAUAAGGGUGAGGGUAAGGGGAAGUGGAAGUGGAAGGCCUACAUGGAUUUCGGGGGCGACAGCUGGGCGCUGUCGGGCGCGCAGGGGAUGCCGUGGGUGCAAGUCCCGCGCGCGGUCCUCUCGCCCGCCGUACCAACUACCUUAGAAUUCGGCACCGUGAAGACGUACAAAGUGUCGUCGACGCUGACGACCGGGUUCUGCGAGUAUUGUGGGGCGCGUGUGUUCCUGCGGGAUGAGGAGGAGGGGAAGAAGGAGGCGGAUAAAGGGACGGAGGUGCUGAACGUUGCGCUGGGCCUGCUGAGGGCGCCGGAGGGGGCGAAGGCGGAGGACUGGGUUGUGUGGAGAGCGGGGAGACCCGAGGGGGUGGAGGAGGGGAAGAGGUUUGAUGGGGAGUUUGUGGAUGCGAUGGCGGAGGGGAUGAGGAGGUGGGGGUUGGAUAGGUAUGGGGAGGCGCUGGAGUUUGAUAUCGUUUAAGUUCAAUCAGGGGGGUUUUCAACGCCAACGGAAGGAAGCUUCGUUUGAAGUUUGAUGUUCUCGGUAAGAUUAAUGGAACAUUGAGGUACAUACAUACCUAGUAGUAUAUACCGAGGUACCCUAGGUACGAGUGACAUCUAUGAAGUUGAACUAGCAGAUAAUGGCAGGGACGACACGUCAGAUGGAACGUACAAUCCACUGUAGUCAUAUAUUAAUUAAAUCCUGACACACUGG